AGGGAGGGGAUGAGGGAGGGGUAGGGCGGCCAGGGGAGCUGCUCAGGGAGGGGAGGGACUUGGCUAGGUCUCCCAAGCCUUCUCCACUCUUCAAACUUUCACCAAACUCUUAGCCCCCGCCUCCCCGAAACCAAAACACAACAAGCUCUGGAAGAGCUGCGAGCGGCGCGGCGGGGCGGGCGGACUCGCGGCGGCACGGUGCCUCGGGAGGCUGAUGCAACUUUCCCUUUAAGAAAGCCACCUGGGCGCACCGCGGCGGACCCAGCUCGCCUGGGCCGGGGGCUGCAGCAUGCUCUUGAGGUCCGUGUUCUGAAAGGUGCUGGAAGCAGAGCCUGUUGGUGAGGUCUGGGUCUGCAAAGUGCCCCCCUCCUAUGACCACAAUGGUCGGAAAAGGUGCCAAAGGGAUGCUGAAUGGUGCUGUGCCCAGCGAGGCCACCAAGAAAGACCAGAACCUCAAACGGGGCAACUGGGGCAACCAGAUCGAGUUUGUACUGACGAGCGUGGGCUAUGCCGUGGGCCUGGGCAAUGUCUGGCGCUUCCCAUACCUCUGCUAUCGCAACGGGGGAGGUGCCUUCAUGUUCCCCUACUUCAUCAUGCUGAUAUUCUGCGGGAUCCCACUCUUCUUCAUGGAGCUCUCCUUCGGCCAGUUUGCAAGCCAGGGCUGCCUGGGGGUCUGGAGAGUCUGCCCCCUGUUCAAAGGCGUGGGCUAUGGCAUGAUGGUGGUGUCCACGUACAUCGGCAUCUACUACAACGUGGUCAUCUGCAUCGCCUUCUACUACUUCUUCUCGUCCAUGACGCACGUGCUGCCCUGGGCCUACUGCAAUAACCCCUGGAACACGCCCGACUGCGCCAGCGUGCUGGACGCCGCCAACCUCACCAACGGCUCCCGGCCCGCUGCCCGGCCCAGCAACCUCUCCCACCUGCUCAACCACACCCUGCAGAGGACCAGCCCCAGCGAGGAGUACUGGAGGCUCUACGUGCUGAAGCUGUCAGAUGACAUCGGGAACUUCGGGGAGGUGCGGCUGCCCCUCCUCGGCUGCCUCGGUGUCUCCUGGGUGGUCGUCUUCCUCUGCCUCAUCCGGGGCGUCAAGUCUUCGGGGAAAGUGGUGUACUUCACGGCCACGUUCCCCUACGUGGUGCUGACCAUCCUGUUUGUCCGUGGAGUGACCCUGGAGGGAGCCUUCACAGGCAUCAUGUACUAUGUAACCCCACAGUGGGACAAGAUCCUGGAGGCCAAGGUGUGGGGGGACGCUGCCUCCCAGAUCUUCUACUCGCUGGGCUGUGCGUGGGGCGGGCUCAUCACCAUGGCUUCCUACAACAAGUUCCACAACAACUGUUACCGGGACAGUGUUAUCAUCAGCAUCACCAACUGUGCCACCAGUGUCUACGCUGGCUUUGUCAUCUUCUCCAUCCUUGGCUUCAUGGCCAAUCACCUGGGGGUGGACGUGUCCCGAGUAGCAGACCACGGCCCGGGCCUGGCCUUCGUGGCUUACCCCGAGGCCCUCACGCUGCUGCCCAUCUCCCCAGUGUGGUCCCUGCUCUUCUUCUUCAUGCUCAUCCUGCUGGGGCUGGGCACUCAGUUCUGCCUCCUGGAGACGCUGGUCACAGCCAUCGUGGAUGAGGUGGGGAAUGAGUGGAUCCUGCAGAAAAAGACCUACGUGACCUUGGGCGUGGCUGUGGCUGGCUUCCUGCUGGGCAUCCCCCUCACCAGCCAGGCAGGCAUCUACUGGCUGUUGCUGAUGGACAACUAUGCAGCCAGCUUCUCCUUGGUGAUCAUCUCCUGCAUCAUGUGCGUGUCCAUCAUGUACAUCUACGGGCACCGGAGCUACUUCCAGGACAUCCAGAUGAUGCUGGGAUUCCCACCACCCCUCUUCUUCCAGAUCUGCUGGCGCUUCGUCUCCCCCGCUAUCAUCUUUUUCAUUCUCGUCUUCACGGUGAUCCAGUACCGGCCCAUCACCUACAACCACUACCAGUACCCGGGCUGGGCCGUGGCCAUCGGCUUCCUCAUGGCUCUGUCCUCUGUCCUGUGCAUCCCACUCUACGCCCUGUUCCAGCUUUGCCGCACAGAUGGGGACACCCUCCUCCAGCGUUUGAAAAAUGCCACAAAGCCAAGCAGAGACUGGGGCCCUGCCCUCCUGGAGCACCGGACUGGGCGCUAUGCCCCCACCAUGGCCCCCUCUCCUGAAGAUGGGUUCGAGGUCCAGCCACUGCACCCGGACAAGGCCCAGAUCCCCAUGGUGGGCAGUAAUGGCUCUGGCCGUCUGCAGGACUCCCGGAUAUGAGCACAGCUGCCAGGGAGUGGCCCCACCACCACCCUGUGCUCCCACCACAGAGACUGGGGAGGCAGUGGACAGGUGUCACUGCCUGCCCCCUGCCACACCCUGGCCAGGACGGCUGCUGUCACCUUGGCCACCACUGCUAGUGUGGUCAUUUGUGCUCGUGUCCCCAGUGUUUACACGUCCUUUGGAUGCCAAGAUGGCAGCUGGGGGUGGGGGUCACGAGGGGAGGGCUGCCAGGGAGCCCAAAGCACUUUGGAGGGGUCUCGGGCCAGGACCUCCAUGGCCUGCCUGGCUUUACAUGGCCUCUGAUGCCCUCGCACUCUGCCCUGAGCUGAGGUCUGGGUAGGUCCCCACCUGUCCCCUCCUUGGGCCUCCAGCCCCAUGACCAGUGUUCCUGCCCUCUGAGUAGACUCCAACCUCUGCCCAGGCAAAUUUGGAUCUUCCUACCAGGGGGCAGGGGGAGGGGCUGUGGGGUGCGCAGUGUUACUUGUCAGGCUGCACUGCCCAGCCCUGUUUAUCUGUGUAAUUAUUUUUGUAAAAAUUGUAUUAUCUGUGGUUGCCACCCCUCACCCCCAGCCUCGGGUCCAAUCCGUCUUCCAGGCCUGCUUGCACCUCACUCGGCUGCUCUGGGGUCUCUGCCCCUCGUCCCAGUCCUGGCUGUCAGGCCCAGCCAACAGAGACUGUGACCCAGCAGCCUGCCCAAAGCACUUGUUUCUGGGGGACAGGGGUGGGGACUGCUCAACAGGAGGCUCAAGUCCAGAACCCUAGGGAAGGGGACCCUGCACGACACCCUCUUGCCCCCAACCAGGCUAAAGGCCCCGUCUUCCCAAACAUGCUGCCCUUGUUCACGUGCCAAAUGGCCCCAGCCCAUGUGCUCCCAUCCCCUCUCUGGAGUCAGAGCUCCUUCUCCCAACACUGCAGUGUCUGUCUGUCCGUCCUCUGUGCCCUCUGUGCAGUGACAGCCCCUGCCACGCCACCUCUAAUCCUCUGUAGCAAUAACGGUGCACCGCCCACCCCCGCCCAUCGUGCACCACUAGGAUUUUAAAGUCCAUAGAUUUUAAUGAAAUUUCUAUUCCUG
Messenger RNA from Microcebus murinus (gray mouse lemur), 3357 nucleotides. RefSeq names its product solute carrier family 6 member 9 (gene SLC6A9). Gene Ontology annotation, cellular component: plasma membrane. The record is from RefSeq and is a predicted model, not a curated record. Gene Ontology annotation, biological process: neurotransmitter transport; nitrogen compound transport; sodium ion transmembrane transport. Gene Ontology annotation, molecular function: amino acid:sodium symporter activity. Lineage: Eukaryota; Metazoa; Chordata; Mammalia; Primates; Cheirogaleidae.